AAUAAAAUCUUAUAAUUUCAUGAAUUCAGGGUUUUGUAAUUUUAGGAUGCCCCAUCCUCGCCAAUGAAUAAAUCCCUUACCCAACCAUCACUUCAAACCUUAAUUUCCACCAGAAGGAAACGUUAAGAACAUAUACUUCACAAACUCGCAAUCUACGCUAGAAACACACACAACCCAUAUCAUUCCUUUUUAUCUUCCUACAUAUACCUUCAACAAUGGCCCCAUGUCCGCUUUUAUUACCUUCUAAUCCCAAAAUUCAUACCAAAAACAAUAACCCAUAUUACUUCUAUUCCUCCACCUAAAGAAAAUGGCUCAAUCCUUUGCAUUCGGGAUUACCGGAAAAGUAUUGGAGAAACUAGGCAAUGUUGCCUACGAAGGAAUUUGCUCCGCAUGGGGUGUUCGAAAGGAGUUCGAAAAGCUUAAAGACACGCUAGCUGCUAUCAGAGCUGUGGUCCUGGAUGCUGAACAACAACAGGCUCGUACCCAGGAGCUCAGUCUUUGGAUACAAAGGUUCAAAGAUGCUUGCUACGACGUGGAAGAUUCGAUAGACCAGUUCGAGAUCGAAGCAUUGAGGAGGCAAGUCCUGGAAUGGGAAGUACCGGAAAGAAGGGACAUGAAUAAGGAGGAAUUACAUAAAGUUUUACAAGAUUGUUUGAAUGGUAAAAGAUUUUUGAUGGUACUAGAUGAUGUCUGGAAGGACAAGAAGAAACGGAGUGAGCUGAAAGAUUUGUUGUGUGGGGGAGCCCAAGGGAGUAUAAUAAUUGUCACAACUCGUAGCCGCAAAGUGGCUACAAUCACAGGCACAGUCUCUCCAUAUGAUUUAGAGCAUCUUUCUUAUGAGAAUUGUAUGUCAUUGUUUCUUAAACUUGCCUUUAAAGAAGGCGAAGAGAAACAGCAUGUCAAUCUUGUAAGAAUAGGGGCAGGAAUUGUUAAAAAAUGCGAAGGGGUUGCUUUGGCCGUGAAGACUUUAGGCAGCCUACUCUGUUCAACAAGGGUACAACAUGAUUGGGAACUUGUGAGAGAUAGUGAACUAUGGAAGUUGAGACAGGAGGAAAAUGACAUCUUGCCUGCUUUAAAACUAUGUUAUGAUCAAUUGCCCUGGUAUUUAAAGCAAUGUUUUGCCUUCUGUUCAGUUUUUCCAAAAGCUUUUCAAUUUAAUGAUCACUUUUUAAUCUCGGUGUGGAAGGCAAAUGGCUUUUUGCAAUCACCCUACGAAAAUGAAGAGCCAGAAGAUAUUGGGAAUCGGUAUAUACAAGAGUUACUAUCAAGAUCUUUCUUCCAACAAGUUGAAGAGGAGCUUUGUAAUUCAGUCUUCAAAAUGCAUGAUUUAGUACAUGAUCUUGCAUUAUCAGUGGCGCAAAAUGAGGUGAAUUCAUGUAACCAUUAUUCGACUGGGAAUGUUCGACAUUUAUGGUUUGAUCUAUCAAAGCAAGAUGCUUCCCAGUUGCCAAAUAACUUGAGCCGUCUGCAAUCACUUUUCUUAUUAGAUAGAGAAGGCAAGGCUGAUAGCGAAUCUCUUAUUGCAGAAGUCAUCUCAAGGUCUAAACAUCUGAGGGUGUUAGAUUUGGGUGACUGGAGUUUUGAGCAUUUUCCAAACAAUAUAUGUUAUUUAAAGCAGUUGAGAUUUUCGAACCUAUCCUCCAAUGGAAAUAUAAGAAGACUUCCAAAUUUCAUUUGCAAUUUGCAGAGUUUGCAAACACUUCACCUUGGUGGAUGUUGGGGAAUUGAAGAGUUACCAAAAGACAUAAGGUACCUGAUUAGCCUUAGAGAAUUAAUGGUAACAACAAAACAGACGCGUUUGCAAGAGAAUGGAAUAUCGUACCUAACUUCUCUUCGACUGUUGGGUUUUUGUAGUUGUGAAAAUUUAGAAAAAUUGUUUGAAGGCAUUCAAAACCUAACAGCCCUUCGAAUAUUGUGUAUCGAAGAUUGCAAAAACUUGGUUUCAUCGCCGCAAGGUUUAAAAUACCUAACUACAUUAGAAGUUUAGGUAAUUUCCGAUUGUGAAAAGCUAGAUCUCACUGUUUUGGAGUUGGAACUUGAGAGGAAAGAAGGUGGUAGUCUCCGGAAACUGGCGAUUUGAGGAGUGCCAAAGCUGGAGUCACUACCCCAAUGGAUUCUUCUAGGAUCCACCAAAACUUUGCAGCACUUGUAUAUUAUAGAAUUGGAGAAUCUCUCGACUUUACCAACUUGGUUCCAAGAUCUCACAUCCCUCAAAAGUCUUUACAUUAAGGUUACAACACCUCACUGCACUCAAAAGGUUAAUGAUUGAGGAGUGUCCAAAAUUAAGCAAAAAAUGCACCGGUGAAGACUGGUCUAAAUUUGCUCAUGUCCCUGAGAUAUAUUGUGACCAAAUAGAUGACAAAUAGAUAAGGUAAGUUACGUUUGGUACUCUGUUAAAGUCUUGUUCACGAGUCGAUUUGUAUCAGUAACAAUGUUAUACUAAUUUGAGUGCUUCAUGGCUUGUUGUGUCUCUUUUCUUUUCCUAACAGCAUUAGGAUAUUAUUUUGAAUAUAAAAACUUCAAAUGUUUUUCCAUUUA
Molecule: messenger RNA, 2538 nt
Organism: Gossypium raimondii (Peruvian cotton)
Lineage: Eukaryota; Viridiplantae; Streptophyta; Magnoliopsida; Malvales; Malvaceae
Product: putative disease resistance protein RGA4
Exons: 2
Coding region: 308-1987 (559 amino acids)
Biological process (GO): defense response to other organism
Molecular function (GO): ADP binding
Source: RefSeq, a predicted model, not a curated record